Molecule: messenger RNA, 4479 nt
Organism: Sitodiplosis mosellana (orange wheat blossom midge)
Lineage: Eukaryota; Metazoa; Arthropoda; Insecta; Diptera; Cecidomyiidae
Gene: Pi3K21B
Product: phosphatidylinositol 3-kinase regulatory subunit gamma
Exons: 2
Coding region: 2215-3513 (432 amino acids)
Biological process (GO): phosphatidylinositol phosphate biosynthetic process; insulin receptor signaling pathway
Cellular component (GO): phosphatidylinositol 3-kinase complex
Molecular function (GO): 1-phosphatidylinositol-3-kinase regulator activity
Source: RefSeq, a predicted model, not a curated record
AGACAUUUGUGAUAUUUGUUUGGGUUUGCAUGUAACACAAAAAAAAAAAAAAUUCAGAUAAGACCAAGCAGUCAGAAGUAACUGCAUUUCAAUUAAAAAAUUUGCACUUUACUUGAAUUGAAUGCUCCUGUAAAAAAAAAAACGCCAGCAAUUAACCCUUUAAUGCGCAAUUUUUUUUAUUUUUGAAUGAUUUACAUAUACCAUUAUGUGCCACGAUAAAUAGAGAAAAACUCCAUACUCAUAUUUUUUUUUUUGCAUAUUUAUCGAGAAAAUUGGAAAAAAGUCAAAAGAGUCAUAUCGCUGUAGCAAGAAAAAAUUGAAUUUCAUAAAACUAAUGAUACAGAAAGUUAUAUAGAUGUUUUUUGGUCCUAUGAGUCAAGAUUUAACAAUUGAAAAGAAUGUGAAAACUCACAAGAUGAGAGGAAGAAAAAUUUGAAAUUCUGCUAAAAUUUCGCACUUUUUUAUUGCAGUACAUAAAUACAAAUAAAUUUCGAUACAGCUAACAAAUUAUAACGAGUAAGGUAUCAAAUGAAAUCUAAUUCAAUUCCCUACAUUUGUUUUCAAAUAAGCAUGCUAAAAUACCCAGUGGUUUCGUCGAUAUAGUAUUGGCCCUAUCUGAUUACUUUAGGAACCCAUGCGUGAUGAAGGGUUAAUAUGAAUAAUAUGCAUACAUAUGAUUUGACUUGGAAACAGAAGAAGAGAUAGAAACAGAGAGAAAAAAAAAAAUCAACAUAUUAACGCGGCAAUAAAGAAUCUCUCGCUGUGUGAAAAUUAUUCUUCACAUGUGUCUGCUCGUGUGCACUAUCACAAGCGCACUCGUGAACCAAAGGAGAGAAAAAACGAAACAAAACCUCGCGUGUUUCAUCCAAAUGGGAGUGUAUGCGUUAGUUUAGUACAAUUCCCUAUUUUUAAUGUUCGGCUUUCGGCUUUCGGCAAACUGAUUCUGGCUUGUAGCUAUGCAAUGCGACCGAAUGAAGUACACAACUACUUCUGAUUUUAGUACUAAUCAGUUACCAACACAACGCCAAUUUUAUUGAGUGAAUCGUCAUUUCAACGGGGCCGAUCAGAGCGUGUGCGCCAGUGUACGUAUAUCAGAUUGGAACAUAUGUACAUGUGUCUAUGUGAUGAUUGACGUAAUACUCUUUUUUAUGCAUGAAUUCUAGCUGCUUCUUUUUUUGCUUUUCUCUCCAUCUCCUGCUUCUUCUUCUUCUUCUUCGGUUUUUGCUUUUGCUCAUUUUAACAUUUUCUUCUUUGUCGCUACACACAAUAUGAAGCGAAACGUCAACGCAUCGAAGACACAUGUGAAAAAUAUUGAGCAAAGCGGCCAUUUUUUGCAAGCAAGUGGAACGUUUGAAGCAAAGAUUGUGCGGUGAAUUGAAUUUUUGUGUUAUACGUUGUAACGAUAAAGAAUUAACACCCAGUUGAGUUUUAAAGUGGUUUCAAUUCAAUAAACUGCCAUUACAUCCGUAUAUAAUUAAAAAUUAAAAUAGAAAAAUUAAUUGCCAAGAGGAAUUGAAUGCACACACACACUAUAUAUAUACAUAUUUUUUCCUCCUCAACUUUGGUGUUUGUUGUUGGAUUUACUUGGUUUCCUCCAAAUUUAUUGGCAAAAUUCAAUAUAGAAGAUCUUCUUCCUGUAUGUUCAUAUACGUUCACACGCAUACCGACGAAGCGAAAAACGCGUUUAGAACGCACACAACGACACAAGACCCAGAUCUACUAGCACAACGUUUAGGUGUUCGCUUCAUUUGAUAUACACGCAGCCCGUACGGACUACGUGAGGAGAGCUAGAAAGACAUUGCAUUUGUGUGCGUCCACACGAAUACAUUUGAGUAUCUGUGCUAGUGAUACAUAUGAUUAUCGUGCGAUGGCAGUACAGCUGCUUAAUUCAAUACCGACUGUCCAAAUGCGUAUUUAGUUUUUUUCUUCUUCAUCGCUGAGAAUAUACACGGACCAUAUAUCUGCAAAGAAAAAUGCAUUGAAAAAUCCGGAAUUAAGUGACGAAAGCUAUUCUUUCUUUUUAAUUGAAAAAAAAAAAAAAACGAAAAUAUUAACGUAACCAAAAUUAAUAAUUGUUGAGGAAAAGUGAUUGCGGCUACCGAAAAUUUGUCGUUCUGUAUGGUUAAAGAGAAAAAGUUGAGAAUAACGACGAAGAACACAAAGUGAGGCGAAACGUGAUUCGAUUAACUAGUAAAGAAAUUGGCUUUUCACGAAAUGUCAAUAGUUGCAAGUGAAUCAAAUUCAUUGAACAAUUUGUCGGCUUCCACAAAUAAUAGUAUUUCCUUGGCCCAAGCUGAAUGGUACUGGGGAAAUAUUAGCAAAGAUGAAGUUCGAGAAAAGAUGUUGGGUAGCCCGGAUGGGACGUUUUUGGUUCGAGAUGCAUCGAGCAAGUGCGGGGAAUAUACGUUGACACUCAUCAAAGGUGGCAGUGAAAAACUGGUUAAAAUUUCGCAUCAAAAUGGCUUCUAUGGGUUCACCGAGCCGUAUACAUUUCCAUCCGUUGUUGAAUUGAUCAACUACUAUAGGAACGUAUCUCUUAAACAAUACAACAUAAUUUUAGACGUAAAGCUAUUGCAUCCAAUAUCAAAGUUUAAAGAUAAUGAUGAGAACACAAAUAUCACCGAUAUCGAUAAGCUGGCACAAAAAUUUGUGGACACUCACAAAAAUUAUGUAGCGAAAACGCAGGAACUCAAUCAGUUUGUCCAUGAGUACGACAAAACUGAGAGCGAACGAAAUUUGAAACGGCAGGCACACGACGCUUUCCUGGAAGCGGUCGCAAUGUUUGAACACCAAAUCGAUUUGAAGAACUCAUAUCUGAAGCAGGCAGAACCGCACGAAAUCAAUAGUGUAAUGGAAAAUUUUGAUCUAUUGAACGCUCGAUUGGAUUCGUUACGCGACAGUAAAAAACUGCUUGAGGAGGACUUGAACAAACAAAAACAAAUGGUUCUGGCGUUGGAGCGUGAGAUCAACAAUAUUAAGCCGGAACGAUCGGUUUUGGCUCGCAUGAAAGAACGCUAUCAAACCAAUUUAAUGCGACGUGGCGUGAAAGAAGUGAAAAUCAAACAGCUGAUCGAAGAGGGAUAUUCGGCAUGGACAAACAACGAAAACGACAGUGGGCUGUCGCACAAUGAGCAGUCAACAUGGCUUCUACCGAAUGCCACUCGGCAAGAUGCCGAACGCUUUUUGGCCGGUCUACCGACCGGUACGUUUCUCAUACGUCCAAGUUCACACGGUCAUUAUGCAUUGUCGAUAGCCUGUAAUGGUAUUACGAAUCAUUGCAUCAUUUAUGAAACGCCCAAAGGAUUCGGUUUCGCAAUUCCCUACAAUACAUUUUCAUCGCUUUUAUCGUUAGUUAUACAUUAUGCUGAAAGUUCACUGGAGGAACACAACGAUUUACUAAAUACUACGCUAAAAUAUCCUGUAUUCUCAUCGUACAUUAGGAAUUUACAAAAGCAAACUUCAUCGAAACAAGAUGAUUAUGUGGAUGCAUCGCCACCCGUUCGUGAUUCGUAAUUUGUAACAUUUUUUUUUUUUUUUGUAAUUUCGUUAAAUCGUUUUAUUUUUUUUUAUAUACAUAAUAAUAAUAAUUAUAAUGGCAAUACCUAUAUAAGAGAAAGGGCAAUUCUUAUGCCACACCAUACACCAUCCACAUACACGUAAUAUUGAUACACGAAAUCCAGUUGAGUAAAGAAUCAACUGUUAAAUUUGCGAUUCGGUUGUUUGCUUUUCGCUUGCAGCUAUGGUUUGCAAACCGUUUCAUUGAUUCGCAGUUUAUCGGUAGUUCUUUAUGCACAUAACAACAAAACAGGACACACUAACUCAACCCUUAAAAAUACUCAUCCGUCGAUGUCAUUUUUGAGGGCAAUUAUUACCAAUAACAUAUAGUUUCUAUAUGACACAGAAAGAAAACAUGAAAAAAAAAAAACAAAACAUUUAAAAAACGAAGAAAAAUCAAGAAGAAGAAGCCGAUGUUGUAUUCCAAUCGCAAUGGAAUCAUUAUUAUAAUGUAUGUUUCUAUUUUUUAUACGAAUGAAAUAUCUAUCUAUUUGUACAUGUAACAUAACAAACAAUGUAUAAAAGAGAUUUGGCAGGUCCUCAUCGGAUUGAGAACGGCAGUCGCGGGAGCGCAAUCUCUGCUACUGACAAGCUCCAUCAAUCGGCUGGAGACGCGCCAAAUACUUGGAAGUUAGUGUGAUGUAGAAUAUAUGUGUGACAUAUGCAUAUAAUGUUUAAUUACAAGUUAUAAGUCUUGAAAAUUUAUACAAAUAUUGUAAGAUAUUUAAUCAAUUUUUUUUUUUAUACCAAUCAUAAAAAAUGAUAAAGAUUUUUGAAAAUGAGAAAUCAAACUGAAAUUUGAAUGAAGUCAAUAUAUAUUGACAAUGGAUAAUAAAACGAAGAUGGGUGGAACAAUGAUUGCGAUUAAAUGAUGGAUAAAGAGCAAAGAAAUAAACAGCAACAACAAGAAUAACAACAGAAAAA